Messenger RNA from Spea bombifrons (plains spadefoot toad), 1270 nucleotides. RefSeq names its product N-alpha-acetyltransferase 16, NatA auxiliary subunit-like. The record is from RefSeq and is a predicted model, not a curated record. Gene Ontology annotation, cellular component: cytoplasm; NatA complex. Gene Ontology annotation, molecular function: protein binding; protein-N-terminal amino-acid acetyltransferase activity. Lineage: Eukaryota; Metazoa; Chordata; Amphibia; Anura; Pelobatidae. Gene Ontology annotation, biological process: N-terminal peptidyl-methionine acetylation.
AUGGAAGCAGUCCCGUCCUCUACAUCAGAGACCCUGGAUUCCACCUUCUUUUCUUUUUAUCGGAGUAACCAAAGUUUUCCUGAACUAUUGCCAGGUUGGCACGUUUAUGGUCUUCUGCAACGGUCUGACAAGAAAUAUGAUGAAGCAAUCAAGUGUUACCGGAAUCCACUAAAGCUAGACAAAGACAACCUGCAGAUCCUCAAAGACCUGUCGUUAUUACAGAUCCAAAUGAGAGAUUUAGAAGGAUAUCGAGUAAGUGACAGAUUCAGAGCACUAACGGAUACGUUUCUGAGAGUCAACUUUAGCAAAGGAUGUCCACCUUUGUUUACCACCCUGAAAUCAUUGUAUCGCAAUUCAGAAAAGGUCUUAAUCAUACAAGAGCUUGUAAUGGGUUACGAGACCUCAUUGAAAGCCUGUGACAUGUUUAGCUUAGAAGAUAACGGAGAGAAAGAGCCACCAACCACACUGCUUUGGGUUCGGUACUUCUUAGCACAGCACUUUGAUAAACUCGGUCACUGGUCUCUUGCCUUGGAAUACCAACUCUUCUACGUGAAAUCGAAGAUCUACAAGCAUAUAGGUGGAUGGAUGAGGCCUUUGGACACUGCAGAUCGCUUCAUCAACUCGAAAUGCGCUAAGUACAUGCUAAAAGCCAAUAUGAUUCAAGAAGCAGAGGAAAUGUGCUCAAAAUUCACAAGAGAAGGAACUCCCGCAAUGGGGAAUCUUAAUGAGAUGCAGUGCAUGUGGUUCCAGACAGAAUGUGCCGCAGCCUACCGGAGACAGGGCAAAUAUGGUGAGGCGCUGAAGAAAUGCCAUGAAAUUGAAAGGCAUUUUUUUGAGAUCACUGAUGAUCAGUUUGACUUCCAUACAUAUUGCAUGAGGAAAAUGACCCUGCGUGCUUACGCCGAUCUUUUGCGAUUAGAAGAUGUUCUCCGCAGGCACGCUUUCUAUUUUAAAGCUGCGGAGGUUGCCAUUGGAAUCUACUUAAAACUCCAUGAAAAUCCACUAACCCAUGAAAGCAAGGAGCAGGAGGUCAAUUCAGAAAAUCUCUCAGCGAAGGAAUUAAAGAAGAUGUUAAGCAAACAAAGGAGGGCUCAGAAAAAGGCCAAACUGGAGGAGGAAAGAAAUGCAGAGAGGCAGCGCCAGCAGAAGAACCAAAAGAAGAUGCGAGAUGAAGAAGAAACAAGCGGGCCAAGGGAAGAAUUAGUUCCUGAGAAACUGGAAAGGGUAGGUGUAUCUGCGACAGGGGCAGUUACAGAAUGAAUGACUCCGU